AUGGCGUCAACGUCUCUGGUUCCUUCGAUUCUCGUUUCUUACUGCUCCCCUGCUCCUGAUUUUCGCGAUUCCGGGAAUUUCAAGGGUUUUUGCCGCCGGAUUUCUGUUUCUUCCCGCCGGGGGUUUCGAGUUCACGCAGAGUCCACGAUUCAAGAGAAGGAGCUAAGGCGGUGUUCGCAGUUCUUGGAACGCUCAUCAUCAUUCUCAAAAGAUACUACUUUGAGCUCUAGCGAAUGGAAGUCUGUUCCUGAUAUUUGGAGAUCAUCAGUAGAAAAGUACGGUGACAGAGUCGCGGUGGUUGAUCCGUAUCAUGAGCCACCUUCCACAUUCACGUACAAACAAUUGGAACAAGAGAUUUUGGACUUUGUCGAAGGUUUACGAGUAGUUGGAGUGAAAGCAGACGAGAAAAUUUCUCUUUUCGCUGAUAACUCCUGUCGAUGGCUUGUUGCUGAUCAAGGUAUAAUGGCCACAGGAGCAGUCAAUGUUGUUAGAGGAUCAAGAUCCUCUGUUGAAGAAUUAUUGCAAAUUUAUUGUCAUUCAGAAAGUGUAGCCCUUGUUGUGGAUAAUCCUGAGUUUUACAACCGUAUUGCUGAGACAUUUUUAAAGAAAGCACCUCUAAGAUUUGUGAUUCUUCUUUGGGGAGACAAAUCGUCGUUGGUUACAUCCGGUAGGAAGACACCAGUCUACAGUUACAACGAUAUAAAAAACUUAGGACAUGAGAGACGUGCAAAGUUUGGUGCAAGAUCUAGUGAUGCUGGGAAGUAUGAAUAUGAAUCUAUCGAUCCAGAUGAUAUAGCUACAAUUAUGUAUACCAGUGGAACCACAGGAAAUCCAAAAGGUGUUAUGCUUACACAUCAGAAUUUGUUACACCAGAUAAAAAACUUAUCCGAGUUUGUGCCUGCUAAAGCUGGAGAAAGAUUUCUAAGUAUGUUACCAUCGUGGCAUGCCUAUGAACGCGCUUGUGAAUACUUCAUAUUUACAUGUGGAGUUGAGCAAAAAUAUACAUCUGUAAGAUUCUUAAAGGAUGAUCUCAAGCGGUAUCGACCACACUAUCUUAUUUCAGUUCCUUUAGUAUAUGAGACACUCUACAGUGGGAUUCAAAAGCAAAUUUCUUCAAGCUCUGCUAUUCGUAAAUUUUUGGCACUUACAUUGAUCAGAAUCAGCCUGGCAUAUAUGGAAAUGAGAAGAGUGUAUGAGGGUAUGUGUCUGACAAAAGAGCAAAAGCCUCCAAUGUAUAUAGUUUCUAUGGUGGAUUUUUUGUGGGCGAGAGUAGUUGCCUUUGUCCUAUGGCCAUUUCAUAUGCUAGCUGAAAAGCUUGUGCACAAAAAAAUCCGCUCUUCUAUUGGCAUAUCAAAGGCUGGUGUUAGUGGAGGUGGUAGUUUACCAAUGCAUGUUGACAAGUUUUUCGAGGCCAUUGGUGUGAAUGUACAAAAUGGGUAUGGUUUGACAGAAACCUCACCUGUUGUCUCUGCGAGAAGGCUUAGCUGUAAUGUUCUUGGUUCAGUUGGGAAUCCAAUUAAAGAUACAGAAUUCAAAAUUGUAGAUCAUGAGACUGGUUCUGUUCUCCCACCUGGUUCAAAGGGUAUUGUCAAAGUCAGAGGCCCACCGGUUAUGAAAGGUUACUAUAAGAAUCCGUUGGCCACAAAGCAAGUUAUAGAUGAUGAUGGAUGGUUAAACACUGGAGAUAUGGGUUGGAUUGCUCCUCGUCACUCAACAGGACGGAGUCGUAGCUGUGGAGGUGUCAUCGUUCUUGAAGGCCGUGCCAAAGACACCAUUGUACUCUCCACAGGUGAAAACGUGGAACCAUUGGAGAUUGAAGAAGCGGCAAUGAGAAGUAGUUUGAUUCAACAAAUAGUAGUUAUUGGACAGGAUCAACGCCGCCUUGGAGCUAUUGUUAUCCCAAACAAAGAAGCAGCAGAAGGAGCAGCAACAAGUCAAAUAUCACCAGUAGAUCCUCAAGUCAACAGACUUAGCAAGGAGACACUCACGAGUAUGGUCUACGAAGAACUUAGGAAAUGGACAUCAGAAUGUUCGUUCCAAGUCGGUCCGGUUCUCAUCGUGGACGAGCCAUUCACGAUAGACAAUGGUUUCAUGACGCCGACAAUGAAAAUAAGAAGAGACAAGGUGGUUGAUCAAUACAAGGAGGAGAUAGAUAGACUCUACAAGUAG
This is a messenger RNA of Microthlaspi erraticum, 2169 nucleotides long. NCBI's taxonomy places the organism in Eukaryota, Viridiplantae, Streptophyta, Magnoliopsida, Brassicales, Brassicaceae. The record is from the annotation of a GenBank genome assembly.